AUGUCAGACACUCAGACCGAAGCUAAAGCUCAUCUGAAAGAGCAUGGCUGGGCACGAAUCCCUUCGGUCCUCAGCAAAGAGGAGGCGGCAGAUGCUCUAGACCGGCUUUGGAAAGCCAAGGCCGCCGUGGAAGCAGAGGGCGAGGAGACGUAUCUCGAGUUCCUGGACCCGAACCCGAGCAACGUCCGCGUCUUCUACCUGAUGGCCGUCGACAAGAUCUUCCGCGACCUCAUCUCUCACCCCACGGCUAUCGAGAUGGUGAAGUCGCUCCUUGGCGACGGGUUCAUCAUCUCCAACUUCACCGCCAACAUCGCCCGUCCGGGCUCAAAAAGUAUGGCUCUGCACUCGGACCAGAGCAUUGUGUUCCCGGAUCCGUGGCACGACAUAUGGGCUUUGAAUGUCAUCUGGUGCCUGACUGAUGUCACCAAGGAGAAUGGAGCGACGCUUUACAUCCCUGGAUCAAACAAGUGGGUGACGCGUAAAGAAGUACCUGAAAACGCGCCAGAGCUCCUGGUUCCAUUCGAGGGCAAGGCCGGGGACAUAAUCAUGAUGGACGGGCGCGUAUGGCACACGAGUGGCUCCAACACCACCAAAGACCAAGACCGGGCCUUAUUAUUUGGGUACUACACCAAGGGGUUCAUGCGGCAACAAGUGAACUGGACGGCGAAAUUGUCCAAGGACAUCCAAGAUACGCUCACUCCAGAGCAGAAGCAGUGGCUUGGCCUAGGUGUCGUCGGCAACAUUGGGGUCACGGUAAACAUUCUUAAAACUAUGGGCCUUGGAUUCGACGAGACCGUUGCCACAUUCUUUGGCCGCCCCGUCCGCCCCGGUGUUACGAAAGGCUCAUACUACCAGAUCGACUAG
Messenger RNA from Diaporthe citri, 864 nucleotides. RefSeq lists its product as uncharacterized. The coding region runs from base 1 to 864 and encodes 287 amino acids. NCBI's taxonomy places the organism in Eukaryota, Fungi, Ascomycota, Sordariomycetes, Diaporthales, Diaporthaceae. The transcript has 3 exons. The record is from RefSeq and is a predicted model, not a curated record.